AUUACACUGACACACACUCUGCUUUGUCCACUUCUGCUCUGUCCAUAAGAUAACUCUAAAAGUUAAAAUGUUGGAAUUUGCUGGUGUUCUGUACUUCAUCUUUCUGAUACAUGCGCAAGGUUCUCCUAAUCAGAAAACUGUGACGUGUGAUGAUGAAAGCAUCUGUACAUUGGAAACGUCACAUGUGCUCAUUAAGUGCUCUUACACACACACCAACAUCCACACUGUGAUCUGGUUCAGUCCUAACCAAUAUCCCAGGGAACAAUAUCCCAAGGAUCUGGCUUUAGACUCAGAGUUCGCUGGCCGAGUGAGUCACACAGAGACCCUAAACUCCAGCACUCUGUCAAUAAGAGACGUGAGACUGAGAGACUCUGGAGAAUAUCGCUUCAUGCUCGUUACAGCAAACGGAGAGAAAUAUCUCAGCUCGAUAGCCGUGAAUUUAACAGUGACAGAUCUGCAGGUGAGGAUACAUCCUGGCACCAUGAAGCAGCUAAAUCUCACCUGUAGCACCCAGUGCAGACUGACUGCAAACUGGAACAGCUGGUGGAAGAAUGGAAAACGUAUAAAAGCUAACCAAUAUACCGAGCCACUUAUCUUAUCCGCUGGCGAUGGAGGCAGAUACUUCUGCUCAGUCAAAACCAAAGCUAAGGUGAUCCAUUCCCCUGCAGUAUGUAUCUGGGAAAAGAACUGUUGGAAUGUGACUUAUGCACAGAGAAGUGUGUGUGCUUUAAAAGGUUCAUCAGUGAACAUCCCCUGCACUUACUCGUAUCCCAGUGGAGAAAAAUUCCAUGAAAGCUACUGGACAUUCAAUUGGACUGACAUGAGACUCUUGGAGCAGUUUGCAGGCCGUGUGGAGUUUGUUGGAGCUAAAGAGAGUAAUUGCACUCUAAGACUGACUGACCUUAAAGAGAACGACUCUGGAGAUUAUCGCUUUCUCUUCACCAACGAUAUCACACAGCCAGUUUUCAAUAGCUCACUCAGGGUCCAGUUGAUUGUUACAGAUGUUCAGGUCAGGGUGAGUUAUGCCAACGUGUCUGAGGGACAGACAGUAACACUGAGCUGUAUCACCAGCUGUACUCUCCCUCACCAUACGUUUAGCUGGUACCAGAACGGCCAACGCAUAAUGAACAAACUCACCAAGCACAACCAUCUUAAUCUGGAUGUACGUAGCUACAAGGAUAGAGACGAAUACACAUGUGCUGCGAGAGUCAUUAAAGCAGAGAACUACUCAGCAGCUUCCGGAGGUGAUUGGUGGUGGAUUCAGCAUGCUAUAUGGGCAGCAGGAGUAUUCAUGGCUGUAUUAACUCUACUUAUUGCCAUUCAGCUUAUCAGGAGGGAAAGACGAACAAAGAAUGAUACAGAUACUCAGGGUAUUUCAAACCUUGUAGAUGGCAUAUACACAGGUCUGGACCCUAUGACCAUGUCUCCGACUUAUGAUACUCUCAGAGCUGUAGAGGUUUCACUAACAGACACCUACACUUCUCUGAGUCUUGCAAACCGGUCCGCUGAGUACAGCACACUGUUUGCUUAUUCAAGGAUGAUGAGCAGAACAAAGAGAGAUGCACACAGUCAGGUUGCAAAGUCUUCAACCAGUACAGUACAGAGAAAAGCCUCAGACUACGAAAAUGUGUAUGAAAAUGUAGAAUGCAAAAUUUAAAACAUUAAAACAUACAUACAUUCAACAUACAUACAUAUACAUACACAUACAUAUACAUACAUAUACAUACACAUACAUAUACAUACAUACACAUACAUACAUACAUGGAUGGAUGGAUGAAUGGAUAGAUAGAUAGAUAGAUAGAUAGAUAGAUAGAUAGAUAGAUAGAUAGAUAGAUAAACAAGUAAGGAAUAAUUGACGACGGGCUGUUUAAUUAUUAGAUAAAUAAUGCACACCCGAGGUGGUAAUGCGGCCAUGAGGCAAAACGGAGGCUUGAGCCAUUGAUGCGCAGUUAUUGGAGAGAAAGAGAGCAAGAAAAAAAGAAAAAGAGCCAGAGAGAGCAUGCGUGAUUGCAGUACUAAGGCAGAAAAGCCGGUUAACUAGUCUCAAAAACCCUGUGAACAAGUAGGCCUGUCGAUAUUUAUUUAUUUAUUUAUUUAUAUUUGUUCUAUUUUUAUAUUAUCAGGAUGAAACAAAAAACCAAAAACUAUGAACUCUCUCUCUCUCUCUCUCUCUCUCUCUCUCUCUCUCUCUUUGUCUCACCCCAAUAACUGCAUAUCUGUGGCUCAAGUCUCAGUACCAGCUCUAACAUUACGUUUUGGAUUUAGCAACGGAGACUUGAGAUGGAAUGCAUAAUAAAUUAGUUCCACACACAAAAGCGUUUUAAGAACAAAAACCUGACAAAUGUCUUGAGAUAAAACAUCUGAACAGACUUCAGGUGUGGUAACUGUGGUAUAAGCGGAAUUAUUGGCGACGGGCCGUGGAAUUAUUAGAAAAUAAUGCACUGAGGUGUAACGGUGCUUCAUGUCAUGGCCGCAUUACCACCUCGGGUGUGCAGUAUAUUCUAAUAAUUCAACGGCCUGUCAUCAAUUAUUCCUUAUAUAUUUCUGUAAAAUCUCAAUUGUCUGUCAUUUUGCUUGUUGUUAGCUGUAUGUGCUGUGGUGGACAAUAGGCUAACUUUUCCAUUAUUUCAGUUAACUUGGCGAAGUGAUAUGGGACUGUAAUGCGGUCAAAACGUGACCAGAACUACUUUAGCCGUCUACUUCAGUUCAGUUGAGUUCAGUUCAAGUGAUUUUAUUGUCAUUUCAACCAUAUACAGUUGGUACAGUCACAGUGAAACGAAACAACGUUAAGCUUUUUGGCUCUGGAGUUUGUGCCUUUUAUUUUAUUUAAUAUAGAUUCGUCGCAUUCUUGAGAAAUCCAGCUCCAGACUCGGGUAUUACUUCAAUUACUCCAAGCAAAGUGUCUUCUCACUUAAUUUACUACAGUUUAAUACAGAUUUUGAACUUGAAAGGGGAAUUUAUUUAGAUGAUGUAGCCGGAGUUGAUUUUUUGGGAGACAUUACUGAUCAAUUGAGGCAAUGAAGCAAUGCUAAUGCACUAACAUUUCACUUGGAAAACAAAAUAUAUAUUCAAAAUUCACAGCUGUAUGAAAUUAAGUGUGAAAACUCAGCAUGAUGAAACAUGAAACAUGAGUGCAAAAUUUCAGGCAUACAGUUUAAAAGCAAAUAUUUAAAUAGUCAUAUACUUUUCUUUUCCUAAUUCAUCUCCUCCUCCUCGUCCUCCUACUCUUCAUCUUCUUCUUCCUCUUCUUCUUCCUCUUCUUCUUCUUCUUCUUCUUCUUCUUGCCAGGGGUGUUGUUGUUCUUGUAUUUAUUUGUUUGUUUGUUUUAAUCUCUCUGCAUCACUUGGACCACAACUUGGGCAAUUAAGUAAGGAAUAGUAUCUGAUCUCGUUGGUCUUUUCAUAAGUUAUCAAAAUACAGAAAACCAAUAAAAUUUAAAAUUAUCUACAUGGAGAUAUUCCUGUGAUAUAUGGUCAAUCAUAAAAGCACUAGAGAGGAUUACUUCCCACAUGGUUACAAGAUUAAAAUGUACAUACCAAAGUAUUUUAAUAUUUAACAACUGAUGGUUAAAGUUGGAUAUUUUCACCACCUUGAAAUGGCAAAUUAUUCUGCGUAGUUAUCUCUGAAACUUUAACUGGCUACUGACUUAAUGUACUGAGUAAACAAAUAUAAUAAAUGUCUGAUCAAAGGAAAUUACACAAAACUUUUAGGCGUUUAUUUAUGUCGAGAGAGAAUAAAAUCCCUGUAAGGUAGUACAGUAUGAACUUGAAGUAAUGUGACUUUUGUCCACUAGAUGGCGAUGUUUUUCCAAAUAAGAUUCCAGACAGGAUGAGGCUACUGCGUGCACAGUAUAAUCUGUUCUGGUUUGUCUUUCAGGCUUUAGGUUAUUGUUAAAUAUCUUAAUUUCUUAAGCAGUGUAAAUGAUCUCAUAAGAAAAACGCUCAAACAUUCCCAGUUAAAACCUCUCUGUCUUUCACUGUAUAAGGUCUUGUGCUCUGCUUUUCCUUAUUAUCAUUACUAACUGUUUGUCAUCAUUGUCAACUCACCAGUAAGUCAUCUAUGGAGAAGAAAGAGAGAACAGAGAGAAAAGAAUGGAAAUUGCAGACAGAGUCAUGGUGUGACAUUUUCUGGACUGUGGGCACAACAUUUUGUGUCUCUUCGUACACUUUCCAGAGGGAGCUCUGUGAUGGUGUGUGUGCGUAGGUUGGUGUGAGGUCAUGGCAUUAGCCAAUGUUCUGUCUAAGAAGGGUGACUUCAGACCAAGUACACUAUGGGCAGUUGAAGUCUUUCUCUCUCUCUCUCUCUCGCUCAAUCUUUCAAUCGGACACAAAGGGCUGUUGUGAGCCGUUGUUUCAUGUAGUCUUGCAGUGCUUGGCUGUUUUGGGUUUGGUUUCAACAUUUCCACAGCUUAAUAGUACUUAAAGGCCACAUCUGCUCUGUUUCACACUUUACACUAGGCAUCUUCUGGUAAAACGAGACAAAUUAGCAGGUAAGACUAAGUCGAAAUAGAAAAAUGCCAUUUCAUCUGUUCUGUGUAUUAAGUAAUACAGUAGUAUUAAAAAUACACAAAUACCAAAAAAGUCGAGCAGCUAGAGUCCAGUUAGCUACAGUAUUAUAAAAACCUCACCUGAGAAUCUGCAGCAUUCCUUCAGCUUCUCCGUCAUCUUGUGCGUUUGGUUUUACUAGAGGUGUGUUUACC
This is a messenger RNA of Ictalurus punctatus (channel catfish), 4699 nucleotides long. RefSeq lists its product as uncharacterized. The transcript has 12 exons. The coding region runs from base 68 to 1657 and encodes 529 amino acids. The record is from RefSeq and is a predicted model, not a curated record. Lineage: Eukaryota; Metazoa; Chordata; Actinopteri; Siluriformes; Ictaluridae.